Molecule: messenger RNA, 4329 nt
Organism: Rotaria sp. Silwood2
Lineage: Eukaryota; Metazoa; Rotifera; Eurotatoria; Philodinida; Philodinidae
Source: the annotation of a GenBank genome assembly
AAUAACAUAUUGAUCAAAAGUAUCGAUAUCAAUUGAUCUCAUUUCCUUUAAGACCUAAGAAUCUAAUGCUUAAGCAUUUCAACUCGAUAGAAAACAUCAAUUAUAGACUCAGUUGCUGCUAAGUUCUUGAAGUAUAGUGUAAGAAAGAGUGAAUUUCGGUUCACUUUCAUUCAAUUACAAAAUGAUCAAUAAUUAAUUAUUUAUUUGCAGUAGGAAACGGUAAAGAGUUUCAUACAUAUGCAUAUUUCCGUGUAUUAUGUAAAAAUAGUAACAAUAACAUGUGACAAACUUAGAUUUACCACAGUGAUUUUCGCAUAUUUUUAUAUUCACAAAGGCCAGGCAACUGAUUUUUUAAGAGAAAAAAAUAAUAUCUAAUUGAUACUAGAGAUCCUCUACAUGAAUUUAUGGAAUAUGUGAAUCUGAGAUGGUGAGCAAUAUAAUGCUAACACUAAGUAGAAUAAAAUAUUUUGAAGUUUAGAGAAAUGAAUAAUAAAUAUACUGUCUGAUUCAAAAGAAAAAAUUUAUUUCUGAUAUUAUAUAUUGGCUAAUGAGUCCAUUUCUGAUAGUUUGUACCACCAGAAGAUAUUCGAAAUACGUCAAUAAUGAGUUAUAAUAAUGAUUCAUCAGAAAAAAACGCUACAACGAAUUCAAUGACUAGUUUCUAAUAAAAAUGCUGAUAGUUCAUAUGCGUUUUAAUAAACUCUCAAACAUUCUCAUUAUUCUGUCAUUAACCCUUUCUUUCCUAUAGCUGAUUUAGUCCGUCCUAGAAUAUACUGCAUUUAUCUAAAUUGUAAACAAAGUUUUGAUGGCAAAGGUUAGGUUUGGGUUGUUGAUUUGAAAUAUAUAACACGCAAGCCUUAAUCUGACAUAGAUCUAAUUACUAUAAAUCUUAUAGUUCAACAGAAAAGAGCAUUAAAAAAAAUGCCAGCUUUAGGUGUCACUCGGAAAGAAAGGGUUAAGUUCUUAAUGCCAAAAAGAAUCGCAAACGUUACUGAUUCAGAUGAGUUCGAUUAUCUGAAUGUAGUAAGGAAAAUUCUAAUAACUAUUGACUAGAUACAAUCGAAAUCUUCAGAAUUUGAAAGAAUUCUAUCAAGAUGACCAUCGCUGACAUUUGAUAUCCAUACUUUUGCAGGAAGUAUAGAACUUACGUAUAACAAGUCUCGGAUUCUCAUCACGAAGACACGAAUUAUUAUCGAACGUUUUGUUUGAGAUUGAAACCUAACGGAUGCUUUCGCUUCAGAAAGUGAGAAGUCCAGAUGAUAAAAAAUCGAUAGUACUUCGUUUAAUAUGAUGAUCAUCAAAGUGUCCUUUUUUCUAAAUAUGAUGAUAACUUCGAAUAAGUUUUGAAAACAAUCCUAAACUGUCAAAAUUUAGACAAUUUCAAACACAAUAUUAUAUUAUCGCUGAUUCAUGUAUUCAUAGGUGAUGUUCAACUCCUUCUGCAUAUAUUGUCAUGCAGAUCAUCAGUGAAACUGGAAUAGUUACUAAGAAUAUCUAUGAAUAUUGAGCGAAUUUGUAAAAUCGCUAUCCAGAGAGCAAUACUAUAAAGCAAGCCUUCUAAGAUUCAAGUAGAGUUUUGUUAUUAAAUGUAUAAAUCCACAAAAGAUAUCAUGUUUUGCAACUAUUUACUGACCAGCCAUCUAACAAUAAUAAAAAGAUUGGUGACGAUCAUAGGUCUGUAGGUAGAUUCUUUAACUGUGAACCAAUGAAACAUAGGAUGAAAAUCAAUGCUUCAUAAUAUUACGAUAUCCUAGCAUCAAGGUGUUUGAGUACUCCAGAAAAAAAUUCUUGCCUUAUGCUUCAGCUGUUUUACCGUCUACACUGGUCAUUAUGAUCACUUCUGUAAAUGUUCACAUCGAUAAGGACAGUGAACAAUUUGAAGUACUGGUAUCGAACCAGUGACUCAUGGUCAAUAUUGUAAUUCGAACUCUGCUGUAAGCUAUUUUAACUAGCACUGAGUCUAUAAUUGAUGUUUUCUAUCGAGUUGAAAUGCUUAAGCAUUAGAUUCUUAGGUCUUAAAGGAAAUGAGAUCAAUUGAUAUCGAUACUUUUGAUCAAUAUGUUAUUUGAUCUCAUGUUUUAUCAUUGAUUCCUUUAGUUUCCCUAACCUUUGCUAUUUAUUUUCACUGUUAUCAUUUACAAUAUGUUUGAAAACUCUUAAAAACUUAUACUGAAAAGAUAUUAAUCUAUUCUAUAAACAUCCAAUGUGAAAAACUAAAACUAAAUUAUAAAAUCAUGCUGAUAAAGAGGUAUGAUUUAUUGUUUGGUAUUGACAUUUUUUUAUUAUUAUUCAUUCUAAUGGUAUUGAAUUUGGUAUCCGAUUGUUCAGAAUCAGAUUAUCUAUAACUUUUUUUAGGGAGUGAUUUUCAAUUGGACGUAUUGUUCGUUUGGAAAGUGAUCAGAAAUAAAAACUUGAAUAUUACUAUCAUUUUUGCAUAGCGUUCAGAAUUACCCCACUAUAAGAAGCAUGUGUUCAUAAUUGCCCCAUACGGGGCAAUUAUGAACAAAAAUGAUUUUUUCUAAUUAAAGUAUUUUAAUUACUAUUAAUUUAAAAUAAAGGCUAUAGACAAGUUAAUCUUACCGAUUGUAGUAUUAAAGGUGCUCUAUCUACUGGUGCAAAAAUUACUAAUUAAUCUUGAUCACAUGAUGAGUAAAGUGACUCAGAGUAAAGCUCAAAUUUUCCAGCUAUUUUAGCUGAGUGUUCAGAAUUACCCCACUAUAAGAUGUGUGUGUUCAUAAUUGCCCCAUACGGGGCUAUUCUGAACAAAACGAUGGUGCUUCUAGCAAAAUAGGUGCCGAACGACUUUCGCAAAGUACUUUUUGAAGAUUUUUAGAUAGGUAUGUAGAGAAAACUUCAAGCUACAUGUCAGUAUUUUUUUUUCUUCAAAAAUAACAAAGUUAUUAAAACUUUUAUUAAAGUUUCUAAAAAAGCGUUCAGAAUAGCCCCACUCUACUCUAUUCAUCUAAUGAAAAUUUUUUAUUUCUUUUCUUUUAUAGACUUGCUGAAGAAAAAAAUUUAAUUAUUAUAUUAAAUAAUUUAUUUAAUUACGUUAAAAAUACAAUUAAUGAUAUAAAUAUAUCGAUGAAUUUAAAUCCACAAAGUAUGCCAUCACAAACUAGAGCAGGUAAAUUUGAUAAUAAUGUUGAAGAAAAAACAAUAAAUGAAGAAUAUGAAAUAUGGAAAAAUAAGGCACCAUUUCUUUAUAAUCUUGUUAUAACUCAUGCACUUGAAUGGCCUAGUUUAACAACUCAAUGGUUACCUCAUGUUCGAAUAGAAGAAGGUCGAGAUUAUAAUACUCAUCGUUUAAUUCUUGGUACACAUACAUCAAAUGAACAAAAUCAUCUUAUUAUAGCUAGUGUACAAUUACCAAAAGAAGAUCUUCAAUUAGAUGCUUCUCAUUAUGAUAAUGAACGAGCUGAAUUAGGUGGUUUUGGUUUAAUAAAUGGUCGUAUUGAAAUUGAUUUAAAAAUUAAUCAUGAAGGUGAACUUAAUCGUGCUCGUUAUAUGCCACAAAAUCCUCAAAUAAUUGCAACAAAAACACCAUUAUCUGAUGUAUUAAUAUUCAAUAUUGAUACACAUCUAUUAGGUAAAGAACAACCAGGUGAUUGUAAUCCCGAAUUGCAUUUAAAAGGUCAUACAAGAGAAGGUUAUGGUUUAUCAUGGAAUUCAAAUAUUAAUGGACAAUUACUUAGUGCUGCUAAUGAUCAUACUGUUUGUUUAUGGAAUAUAAAUAUUAAUCCAAGAGAAGAAAAAAAAUUAGAAGCUUUAUCGAUUUAUACUGGACAUUCAAUGAUUGUUGAAGAUGUUGCAUGGCAUUGUACACAUCCAACUAUAUUUGGUUCUGUAGGUGAUGAUCAAAAAUUAAUGAUUUGGGAUACAAGAUCAAAUAAUUAUGUAAAAGCCAGUCAUAUAAUUGAUGCACAUUUAGAUAAAGUUAAUUGUCUUUCUUUUAAUCCAUUCUCAGAAUAUUUUCUUAUAACUGGUUCAGCUGAUCGAACAAUUGCUUUAUGGGAUUUAAGAAAUUUAAAAGUUAAAUUAACUACAUUUGAAUCUCAUAAAGAUGAAAUUUUUCAAGUACAAUGGUCACCUCAAAAUGAAACUAUUUUUGCAUCAAGUGGUUCUGAUCGACGACUUCAUAUAUGGGAUUUAAGUCGAAUUAAUCAACCACAGACAUCAUCUGAAGUAGAAGAUGGUCCACCUGAACUAUUAUUUAUCCACGGUGGUCAUGCUGCUAAAAUUUCUGAUUUUUCAUGGAAUUCAAAUGAACCAUUUGUCAUCUGUUCUGUAUCGCAAGAUAAUAUGGCUCAAGUUUGGCAAAUUGUAAAUUAA